GACCUACAGUGCGUCAUCGCCUGUGCGCGUCCCCGCCUCUUCAACUACGUACAUGCCUGCUCAUCUGUCGCCCUCCCUGCUUAAUAACGGACGGGUACUUCCUCGCUCCCAGUCAAAAAACCACUCUAGUAUUCACCAUCUUUUCUAGGGGUUUUAAGGCUAGAGAACGCGACUGUAUCGCUAUGCGCCGAGCAAUAUAAUCUGCCAUUGUUCGGUGCACGCGCUCGUGUUUUCAGCAUCUCACGGGCAGCGCGUGGGACAUUGAUUCAGGGUAAAAGAGAAGCCCUUUCGGUUUCACCAUGCCAAGCGACGUGCUCCACAGAUUCAUCUGCCUUUGUCGAUAUCUACAGGAUCCCUGCCAUGUCGCCAGAUUUCAGAAGCUCUGCGGGGUCCGCGGGACGUUUGCGAAAAAAGCAGCCGAGAACGACGACAAGCUGUCGGUCAACGGGGCUUGCGCGGGGCAGCGUCAGGGAGCGCGCGAGGCUAGUGGAGAUUCAGCGGACAGACUUCCGGGCCAAAGGCUGAGGAAAAGUUUAAAUGUUGAGCAGGACGAGUGUGCCCAUAGCGGACCCGCAGACAGUGACCCUAAAGGCACAGUGAAGCCGCUGCGCAGGAACUCAUUGACCGGUGAUGUUGGCCAGGAGUUCAUCAUCGAGAACAAGUUUCUCUUCUAUCUCUUCACCAUCGGCACCGAGCUGGGCAACGAGAUGUUCUUCAUCGUCUUCUUCCCCUUCCUGAUGUGGAAUGUUGACCCGUAUGUGAGCCGGCAGCUGAUCGUGGUGUGGGCCUGGGUGCUGUUCCUCGGACAGUCUACGAAAGAUGUGGUGCGCUGGACCCGUCCCGCUUCUCCUCCGGUGGUCAAGGUGGAGGUCUUCUACAACUCAGAGUACAGCAUGCCCUCCACACACGCCAUGUCCGGCACUGCGCUGCCCUUCUCCCUCUUUCUGCUCACUUGCAGCCGGUGGGAGUAUCCAUUCAUGUUUGGGUUGAGCAUAGCUCUGUUCUGGAGUAUCCUCGUGUGCAUCAGCAGGAUUUAUAUGGGCAUGCACUCUGUCCUGGAGGUGAUCACAGGCUUCCUCUACAGUGUGCUCAUCCUGGCAGUCCUUCACCCCAUGCUUGAUGACAUCGACACCUUCUACUUGUCCCACAGUUAUGCUCCUUUGGUUGUCCUGCUCGUGCAUGUUGGCUUCAGCUUGGUGGCCUUCUCGCUGGACACUUGGAGCACAUCUCGUGGAGACACUGCCCAGGCGUUGGCCACAGCUGCCGGAGCCGCACUGGCAUGCCGCCUGAACCACCAACUGGGUCUGCUGCCAGAUCCUCCUGAAGAAGCUCUCCCACUCACCCUGCCCCUGAUUGAUGGGGCCUUGUUGACCCGCUCCGUCAUGCGGAUCCUGGUGGGAGUGGCAGUGCUUCUGGCUGUCAGGGCUGCCAUGAAGGUGGUGGCGAUCCCAUUGGCGUGCAAGAUCUUUGGAGUUCCUUCGGAUGAUGUGAGGAAAGCUAGGCAACAUGCACAAGUGGAGCUUGCGUACCGCUUUCUGGUCUAUGGCACAGUGGCCUACUGCUGCGUUUGCCUGGUGCCACUUCUCUUUGGACUCCUUGGCUUAUCCUGAAGAAAAUACCUCCCACUGUCUGAACGUGUAAUUAUCCGGUUUAUAUCCUAGCUUAACCUAUACAUGACCUGGACUAGUCAACGUCUGCAGUUCUAGUCAAAACCAACAAACCCUUUGGUUGUAAAAGUAUGAUGUUCAUGUUGAUAAUAAUAUCGCUCCAUUUCCAUGCUAAUUUAUUUCACUUGUUCGGUUUACAGAUUUGUAUUAAUCUGAUCAAUCUGAACAGGGUUUUUAGGCACAUUUGUUGCCCUCAGCAGGACCUCAUUUUUUCUUGGAAGUGAGUUUGUGACAUCAUUAUCAUCCAUCAGGACCUGUUGACUCUUGAAAAGUAUCUAUAGCCAUUCUCAAAAAGGUCUCAAAUGUUUCCUGCAGUUGUCUCCAUUAACGCCCACCCAUCCUGGUCUCUUUUGCCAUUUCUCACUCAACAAUUCACAUGAUUGUUUCUUGCUGGACAGUCUGGAACCUUUCCCAUUUUGUUUUCAUCUUUUUGGAAGCAAACUAUACAAGUGACCGCCCUUGUCAGAUAUGAGUGUCCUUUCAUUUAAGGGCUCACAUUUGAAACAUUUUGUAACUGUCCGAUCUUCCGAGGGCUUCUUUCUUCUCCUGUAGGUCCAUUCCAGAUCCGUUCACCCGCCCCAAUGGUUUAUUCAAGGGAUCAGGGAAAAAGACACUCUAAAAUCUGAGAGAAAGUGUGUAGAAAGUUCUGCUCUUAUCUCAAAAUGGGUGGAGCUCACGCCUCACAAUAAGCGGUAAUGUAUUGAGAGAAUGAGGGGAGGGAACUUCCUGUCAGUGUGAAUGCUGUAUACAUGAACUUCCUGUGGAUGUGUGCCUCUGAAAAUCAAGCUUGGAAAAGAGCGCUUUGAAUAUGAAUGCAGCAUAUCUUUCUUAACAAUACUGUCAUUGUCAAUGUAUUAUUUAUUAUACACGUCAAAUGUUUUUAAACAUUACUAAAAGAAGUAGGAUUCAUCCAGUGAGUGAAUAGCUCAGUACUUUAAGGCAAGACCUUUUGACAUUUAACUAUAUGUCCGCUUCUGUAAUAAUUCUGUUGGUUUAUGACUUUUAUUAAAGGCACAGUAUGUAAUUUUCACCACUAAAUGUCACGUAUUCACAACAAGCAAAGGCGUAGAAUAAUGCCGAGUGUGGAAUCACAUAAGUUGUCAUCUUCAUUACAUUCAAUGGGACUUCUGCAGAAAUCAUGUUUAUAAAUGAGUAUUCAAAACUUAUCAUGAUCGUAUGACGCAGAGUAAACCUGAAAGCUGUUGAAGCCAAACGAGAGCGCUGAAGCAACUGCUGAUAAGAGACGAUUAUUAUGCCACACUCUACGUAUUGUUCGUGAUCACAUGGGAAAAAGCUUGGUGUAUCAUACUAAAUACAUUUUAGGUUCUGUUAUAAUGCUGCUAGGUGCAGUCUUAUUAAAUGCACACAAAAAAACUAACUGCGUCCAAAAUCGCCUACUACUACUACUCAGUAGGUACUGCAUUUGAAUUUAAACGUAUUACUCAGCAGUAAAAAAGGACGUUCUAUACAGUAUGAAUGCCAGUAGUAUGAAUGGAACUCGGACGUACUACAUCCACCAUUUUGUCACGAUCACGUGAGUUGUUGGUCAUCCGGGUACUUCUCGCAUACUUUCGAAUUCUAUGAAUUCGGACAUAGUACUCUGCUCGCAUACUGAGUCUAGCGUACUAUAUAAUAUAGAAGUAUGCAAUUUCGGAUGCAGCCAAUGUCUUUGGUAUUUCUAUCAUUUCAUGCCUCCAUUAGCAUUGCGACACAGAACACAGUCCAUAUCACUAGUUAAGAUUGCUUAUUGCUUUGGAUUUGAACAUUCUCUAAAAAAAUUUGGAACAAUGUAAAUACACAAGUCGCCAAAAUCAUAAAACUGUUCUAAUGGUUUUUGGAUAUUUUACAACACAAUCCUAUGGCAAUUCGUAACUUUUUGAUUUAGUGGCUAGUUCAUGUGAAUUCACACAAUCUCAUUCGUACACUAGUACGAUUUGCUUAUCCCGCAUUGACGGGUGGGUUAAGGGACAGGGUUGCGUGCCAUGCCUCCUUUUUCAAAUCAGACAUUUUCUUACGACAACUUUGAAUUCACCACUAAACUGACAAAACGUACAAAAAUAAACUUUCUUUGGUAUUUCCAUCAUUCCAUGCUGCCAUUAGCAUUGCGACAAACGAUACUGUCCAUGUCAAUUGCUUAUUCCUGAGGAUUUGAACAUUCCUCAACCAAUUUAGAACAAUGUAAGUGCAUAAGUCGGCAAAAUCAUAAGACUGUUUUAGUGGUUUUUGGAUAUUUUACAACACAAUCUCAUGGCAAUUUGUAACUUUUUGAUUUAGCGGCUAAUUUGAAUGAAUUUGUCUGAUCUCAUUCAUACAAUUUAGUACGAUUUGCUCAUCCCCCAAUGACGGUUGGGUUUUGGGGUGGGGUUGGGUGACAUGCCUCAUUUUUAAAAUCGGACAUUUUUAUACGACUGAACUCUGAAUUGACCACUAAACUGAAAAUGUAAAAUAGGUACAUUUCCUCAUGAGAUCAGGCUGAUAUUUUAAUAAACAAAAUGUACAUAAUGUGCCUUUAAACAGUGUAAAAAUCUGACUUCCAUUAUAUCAUUAAAAACCAUUGAAACGUUGAAUAUUUGUGUUCCACAGAUGAAAGAAAGUGAAGGUGUAAUGAUGUAGUAAUAAGGGUGAGUAAAUGAUGACACAAUUUUCAUUCUUGGUUGAAAUAUCUUUUAGGAUAAACUGAGCCAUUUAAAAAAAAAUCCAGGUUCUGUGUUUGUCCAUGUAACUGUUAGCACAUCCAGGUUUUCCCAUACUCUCAGCAGGUUAUAGACGUAAAUACUCAGUGGCAUUUUUGUUAAUAUAUUGACUAAACGUCCUUGCUUUGUCUGCAUUUAAUGUCAUUUUAUCUGUUGGAAUGACAUAAUUAUGGGCAUGAUAUCAUGGCCAACCCCAAAUAUAUUUUCCAGGUUGUCAGUAUUAACCUAAGUAGUGAUUUGUUGUUUAUCAUUGAACUAAUGCUCUGCGCUUGCACUAUAUUUUGUUGACGUGUUUAGUUUCACAAGUAAAGCCAGUCCCAGAGGACAGAUCUCUGAUAUACACUGAUUUCUCAGAAACCCCAGUGCCUUGCAACCUUUUUUUUUAGGGCAAAUUUAUCGUCCAUCUAGGCACAACACACCACAGCUGUCUGUCUGUGGCCAGUUUUGAAAGUGUAAAUGAUUUGGUUACGUAAUUGAAGGCUUUUCAGGUUUUCUUAUGUGUGAUGUGUACCUCCAUUUUCAGUGUCCGUUAUGUGGAAUUUGUAAUCAGGUUUCUGGUAACAUUUUAAUGGCGAGAGAUUAACUUGGAACAAUUUACCUGUGUGAAUAAAGGGUUCAUAUUUAAUUGUGCAUACAGUAAAUGAACCAUAACUGAAUGAUAAGCUGUACUCAACAGUGCACUGAGCUGAGGUGAGUAUAACAGGAAGUUAAGGGAUGUUUUAGGCUUUCCUACAAGGAAAUGCAUUGUGAAUGAAGAUUUGAGUCAUUCAUAAUCAUCUAAACUCACACAUGUACUGUAUCCGUAAUCUAUGGCUCCUUGUCUGCAGUGUACUUGCCAUUUUUCUGUUCUUAUUAUUAAAAGUAAAUAAAAACAGUAUGAAAUACACUGU
This is a messenger RNA of Danio aesculapii, 5250 nucleotides long. It is a transcript of the gene sgpp1a, whose product is annotated as sphingosine-1-phosphate phosphatase 1a. NCBI's taxonomy places the organism in Eukaryota, Metazoa, Chordata, Actinopteri, Cypriniformes, Danionidae. The coding region runs from base 300 to 1610 and encodes 436 amino acids. Gene Ontology annotation, cellular component: endoplasmic reticulum membrane. The record is from RefSeq and is a predicted model, not a curated record. Gene Ontology annotation, molecular function: sphingosine-1-phosphate phosphatase activity. The transcript has 3 exons. Gene Ontology annotation, biological process: phospholipid dephosphorylation; sphingosine metabolic process.